AUGCUGGACAUGAGCGAGACCCGCGCCCAGCCGCCCUGCAGCCCAUCUGGCACUGCUAGCUCCAUGUCGCACGUGGAGGACUCGGACUCGGACGCGCCGCCGUCGCCUGCCGGUUCCGAGGGUCUGGGCCGUGCGGCGGGCGCGGGGGGCGGUGGCCGGGGCGACGCAGCCGAGGCGGCGGACGAGCGCUUCCCCGCCUGCAUCCGCGACGCCGUGUCGCAGGUGCUCAAGGGCUACGACUGGAGCCUGGUGCCCAUGCCGGUGCGAGGCGGCGGCGGCGGUGCGCUCAAGGCCAAGCCGCACGUGAAGCGGCCCAUGAACGCCUUCAUGGUGUGGGCGCAAGCAGCGCGCCGCAAGCUGGCGGAUCAGUACCCGCACCUGCACAACGCGGAACUCAGCAAGACGCUGGGCAAGCUGUGGCGCUUGCUGAGUGAGAGUGAGAAGCGCCCCUUUGUGGAGGAGGCAGAGAGGCUGCGGGUCCAGCACAAGAAGGACCACCCAGAUUAUAAGUACCAACCGCGCCGGAGGAAGAGCGUGAAGACUGGCCAGAGCGACUCAGACUCAGGCGCCGAGCUGGGCCACCACCCGGGCGGUGCCGUCUACAAGACUGAUGCCGGCCUCGGUGACGCACACCACCACGGUGACCACACAGGGCAGACCCAUGGGCCGCCCACCCCCCCCACCACCCCCAAGACUGACCUGCACCAUGGGGGCAAGCAGGAGCUGAAGCUGGAAGGCCGCCGCCUGGUGGACAGCGGGCGCCAGAACAUCGACUUCAGCAACGUGGACAUCUCUGAGCUGAGCAGUGAGGUCAUCGGAAACAUGGACACCUUUGACGUACACGAGUUCGACCAGUACCUGCCCCUCAACGGCCACUCGGCCCUACCCACAGAGACGGGCCAGCCCGCGGCCGCCAGCUCCUACGGAGGCACCUCCUACUCGCACUCCGGGGCGGCUGGCAUCGGGGCGUCCCCCGUGUGGGCCCACAAGGGAGCCCCGUCGGCCUCUGCGUCGCCCACUGAGGCAGGGCCCACGAGGCCGCACAUCAAGACGGAGCAGCUGAGCCCCGGCCACUACGGCGACCAGUCGCACGGCUCUCCGGGGCACACCGACUACAGCUCCUACAGCGCUCAGGCCAGUGUCACCACGGCCGCCUCCGCCGCGGCUGCCAGCUCCUUCACCAGCUCACAGUGCGACUACACCGACCUGCAGGCCCCCAACUACUACAGCCCUUACCCCGGCUACCCAUCCGGCCUCUACCAGUACCCCUACUUCCACUCGCCCCGCCGACCCUACGCCUCGCCCCUGCUCGGUGGCCUCUCCGUGCCGCCUGCCCACAGCCCCCCCAGUAACUGGGAGCAGCCCGUGUACACCACCCUGACCAGACCCUGAGGGUGCAGCCGCGUGGACGGGCUGCGGCCGAGGACAACCUUGAUCUCGGCAAA
Molecule: messenger RNA, 1445 nt
Organism: Eubalaena glacialis (North Atlantic right whale)
Lineage: Eukaryota; Metazoa; Chordata; Mammalia; Artiodactyla; Balaenidae
Gene: SOX8
Product: SRY-box transcription factor 8
Exons: 3
Coding region: 1-1392 (463 amino acids)
Biological process (GO): negative regulation of transcription by RNA polymerase II; neural crest cell development; peripheral nervous system development
Cellular component (GO): nucleus
Molecular function (GO): DNA-binding transcription factor activity, RNA polymerase II-specific; RNA polymerase II cis-regulatory region sequence-specific DNA binding
Source: RefSeq, a predicted model, not a curated record